AUGCGGCGAAAUCAACCAAAGUAUUUCACGCAAUUCCAGAGCAAAACCCCGCGCGCUGCAUAUUUUACUGCAAAAUCUAAAUUUAUUAAAGAAUUCAAAGCUUGCUUGAAUUGUUUAAGUCCAGGGCAUUACAAAGAACGCUGUAAUAGCUCAUCCGCUUGCCGAAUAUGUCAUCAACGACACGAUACGCUGCUUCACAGUAAUACACGUUCACCCGCCGCCACAUCGGCUCAUGUCGUCGAUGCCAUCGCAGCCGCUUCGAAUCCCGCAUCUGUAAGCAACCAUGCAACUGGUUCAUCUGCCACCGCUUUAGCAGUGAAUAGCGCUGCUUCACACGUUUCGUCCUGCUUGAGUGCUGGUUCCAUUCCGCUACCUGCAACGCAAAAAUCAGUUAUAUUAUCUACCGCAUUAGUAAAGAUUCGAGACUGCGCUGGUCAUUGGCAGACCGCACGUUUAUUGUUCGACACCGGGUCGCACGCCUCUUAUAGGAAUUUGUUCAUCGCAAAGCGACCGCCUUGCGAAACGCUGCUCACGCUUUCGUCUAAUUGUUCGGAUAAAUGCUACGAUAUUACCGCGCUGAUUCUUCCGAAAAUCACCAACGAUUUGCCGACGCAGACCUUGAGUGUUUCUAGUUGGCCACAUAUCCAAGGCUUAUUCCUAGCUGAUCCACAUUUCGCGAAGCCUGGCCGCAUAGACGUACUCGUAGGCAUGGAUUUAAUGGAUCAACUAAUCUGUGCGGAGCUUCGAAAGGAUCGAGCGCUCGCUAGGUUAUGGGAGCUCGAAGACUCGCCGCAGAAACAGCAUCUCACGCAUGAGGAAAACUUCUGCGAGAAUCACUUCAAUUCUACACAUCAAAGAAUGCCGGAUGGUCGCUUUGUGGUUGAACUACCGCUUAAACCUAACACUGUAUUGGGUGAGUCACGAAACUUCGCAAUACGUAACCUGCUAUGCAUAGAACGAAGGCUCGCUAGCAACAGCGAUUUGCGUUUGCGCUACGAUGAGUUCAUGAGAGAGCUCAUUGACAUGGGUCACAUGGAGGAGGUGUUUGAAACGACAAGUGAGGUGGAUUAUAUGCCACACCACCCAGUCAUUAAAGAAUCUAGCGUUACGACCAAGCUGAGGGUAGUCUUCAACGCGUCCGCCAAAACCACCACGGGUAACUCGCUUAAUGACGCAUUGUUUGUUGGACCUCAGCUACAGCAAGAUUUAUAUUCUAUAUUGCUGCGCUUCAGAACGCAUCGCUACGCGGUAACCGCGGAUGUAGCUAAAAUGUAUCGGCAGGUCUGCGUUUCGUCGAAACACGUCGAUCUGCAACGAAUCGUUUGGCGUCCAGAUCCAUCUUCACCCAUUAGAGAUUACCGCAUGUUACGCGUAACGUACGGGGUGGCCGCCGCGUCUCACUUAGCUGUAAAAGCGUUGCAACAAUCUGCUAAGUGCACAACUAAUGGGUGUAAGAAAGCGGUUGACGCGAUCCUCAAUGAUUUUUACAUGGAUGACCUGCUAACUGGAGCCUCUUGCAAGUCACAACUCCGGUUGCUUCAACAAAACGUAUCCGAAAUUCUUCAAGAAGGCGGCCUCGAACUAAGGAAGUGGGCAUCUAACUGCGCUGAGCUGAAAGAAAUCAUCUCCAAGUCAUCUCAAACUAUAUCCCAUUACAUAGUCGACGGUAAGGACGUUCAUGCGUUAGGCCUCAUUUGGAACAUAGAGGGCGACUACUUUACAUUCGCAGUCGACCUAAAGGAGCCACCCGCUGUUUUGACUAAGAGAGCCUUAUUGUCAGAUGCCAGUAUUCUCUUUGAUCCGCUGGGCUUACUUGCUCCUGUGACAAUAUGCUCGAAAAUGUGGUUCCAAGACAUUUGGCGCGCUGAGGUUGGAUGGGAUGACUUGAUACCAGACACAAUAGCAAAUCUAUGGGUUGAUCAUCGCGUGCAGCUGCAGAAACUAGUAAACUUGAAG
This is a messenger RNA of Rhagoletis pomonella (apple maggot), 1956 nucleotides long. RefSeq lists its product as uncharacterized. NCBI's taxonomy places the organism in Eukaryota, Metazoa, Arthropoda, Insecta, Diptera, Tephritidae. The record is from RefSeq and is a predicted model, not a curated record. The transcript has 4 exons. The annotation marks the transcript as partial.